Molecule: messenger RNA, 3463 nt
Organism: Gallus gallus (chicken)
Lineage: Eukaryota; Metazoa; Chordata; Aves; Galliformes; Phasianidae
Exons: 6
Coding region: 163-900 (245 amino acids)
Source: RefSeq, a predicted model, not a curated record
GCUGGAGAUCCCUGGGUGCUUGAGACCUUCCUCAGGAAAAAUCAACCUACGGUUGAGGAACAAUGUGAAGGUGAAGCCAGGUUUGCUGGAUGAGAUUUGUCUCGUGGCUAUUCAACUACCUGGGCUCUCCCUCUUCUGCACAGGACAGGAAGAGAAAUCAAGAUGGAACAGCUGGUGGGAGAUAGCCUACUGGCUAGCGUUAAAGGAAAAAGAGUUUGGACUUUGGGAAAAUUGAUUUCAUUUAUUCUGGUAGCAGCAGUUCAAAGCGAUGUAUCAAAUUGCCUUCAUCCAAAUGAACAGCUGAUUCUUCAAUCAUCAUCCAGUGAGGAGAGCUGUCUUCUCACCCAAGAAAAGAUGAUGCACAAGGAGAUCACAGAAUCACACAAUUCUAGGGGCUGUGAGGGACCCCCAGGGAUCAUUGAAUCCAGCCCCCUGCAAAGCAGGCCCCCUCCAGCAGGCUGCAGAGGGACAGAGGUGAGACCGAGUGGCCUUGACUUUCCUGGAUCCUCUUUCUUGCCCUUUCUGAAGACCGGCGUGACAUCGGCUGUCCUCCGGUCCUCAGGCACCUCCUCUGUUCUCCAAGACCUGUCAAAGAUGACAGAGAGUGAUUCAGCAGUCACAUCUGCCAUCUCCCCCAGUAUGUGUGGCUGCAUCCUGCCGGUGACUUUUUACAGGAAAAAGGUGUGGCACGAUACCGUAGCUCUUCACAGCUUCAAAGCAUUACGUGCACAGUACAGAUACAGAUGUCCUGAGUGUUUCACCUCAUUCACCCAACUGGCAAUGGGAAGGUUAGGAACAGUAAAAAACAUCAUCUUCUUCCAGAAGGCCUUGAAAAACUGUUGGAAAGGCAACACCUCCUAUGGAAGCUUUGCUGGUAAUUCAGAUGUUCGUGAUAUGUGAAUCCUUACCUUAGAAGUCGUGCUUGAUUGGAUUUGCUGCAGUGUUUCGGGUGAGGAACUGCAUUUCUGGAGGAAUUUCUACUUCUUGCCCAUCCCUGAUGGCGUUGCAUAUCAUUCAAGGAGCAGCGCAAGUGUAUUCUUCGGAGUACUGAGAAGAAGUGAAAAAUACAUUUUCUCCCCUUCCUUGUUACUGUCACCUUCAUAGCACUUUCCUGGUUGACCAACCCCGCUCUGUGACAGUGUCUGCCACGGAAACUGGAAUGGAAUUUCAGUGCUGGUGCAGGCUUUGAGACGGUAAUCAAGUGUGUGACUGAGUUAUUGGAAUGUGACGUGUCAGGUCCGUAGUGCACUUGUGGAUUCUGCAAGCCAAGUCAGAAAAGAAGAGUAACAAAUUCUUCAAACAGUGCAAACUAGCAGCGCCGCACAAGGCAGAACGUUACAUUUGACUGUUGGUAGAUGUAGCUCUGAAGUUCAUUCUGGGGGUAGGAGAAAUUCCCCAAACUCUUCUGUAUCAUACCCACAAAUUACGCUAUGCAUGCUUACAUAUUUACUAACAGAUCUCCUGCAGAAAGAUAGUAAUAACCAUGCCACUGGAAUUCCAGAAACAGCAAAUAAUUGUGAGUCUCAUGUAACUCUACUUUCAGUCCCAGUCAUGGAUUGGUUGAAUCAAACUAACAUAUUCAUAUAAUUCCCUAAUCCUUUUGCAACAUCUGACCCAUAUUUUAAUAAUAACAUAUUUUAGAUUUUAACUCUUGUUGAGCUUAUGUUGGGAUACAUCUUGAAUUGGUUCUCAUUCCUCAUCAAAUGCUUAUGGUCAGUGCCAUGGUUUUAUGAUUUUGAGUAAUCAGGAUUCCGCAUCACAACAUCAUAUACUGCACUGGGAGUUAAAGAGUUAGUGCUCCAGUUCUGGGUACCUGUCUGUGAAGAGAACUAUAUCCCCCAGAGGACCGUUUGCAGUUCUGCUCCUGUUUCCGUUCAGAGGGAAAAGAUAAAACUUUCACGUAUCAGGAGACGCCCCCUCUUUUCUCUUCUGUUCAGCCCAACUACGUUUCCUCAACGUUAGAGUAAGGACUUCCGUUUUCAGGCGCUCUCUCUAAUUUUAUUUCAUUUGUUAGCUUCAAUUCUAAUUAUAUUGUAUUACAGUGUGUUAUCUUGCAUUCUGGUAUCUUAUUUAGCAGAUUAGUUUGUUGCUCCUCAGAUUGUUUCCCCUGCUUUGUUUUUAGGCCCAUCUCUCUACCCUUUUCCUCCUUUCCCCCUUUUCUCUUUCCUGGUGCAUGGAGUUCCCCAGGAAAAGUUCCCCUGCCCCGCCAGUCACAGAACCGGGCUGAACCGGCCCGUAAACUGUUGACAUUCUUUUAUUCCAUUAGAAAUACCUAACCACGAUAACUGGGCUUACUCGAGCUACUUCAGGUUUAGGUUGUAGUUCUACGUUUUAUGUAAUGCUGUUCCUUCAGGUUAUGAUGUGACGUUGUCUCCGAGUGUUUCAUGUAACGUUGCCAUGUCUCAGGCAUUCAGAAUGGUCUCGUGUUGUCAGCAGUCAUCCUCCAGCUUUUGUGUCUUUGAAACAUUUUUUGUGCUUCUGUGAGCUGUACUUUAUGAACUGUCCUUUUUGAAACACUUCAAAAGAAGAACAUGUUAUAAUCUUAACCUCUGAGAACAAACUUUGCUUUGCCUGCCCUGGCCCAAUUCCACAUCUGGGAUGUUUAAAAGAAUUGCUGCCUAAGCACUAUUCAUGUUCUGGGUACAAUAUUACCCACUUGAUCUGCGUAGCUGUCACAAGAACAAUGGUCUCAGAGAAUGUUCUGUUCUUCAGCAUCAGUAAAGAAGAACUGCAUACGUUUAGGGGAAUCCUGAGUGAUGAGUUAUCUACAGAGGAACCUCUCUGAUUUCCCCAUUCUCUUCUCAGAUGGAGAUUAUAGAAUGAAUGACAUUUUUACUGUGUAAUUGAGUACUUCAGUGAAGGUGAUUUGACAGCCAUUUCUGUGACAGAGCAGGUGAUGGGAGAAUGCUCUAGGUCGGUUCUUUCCCUCCGGUAGAGUCUUUCAUUCCAUGUCAGUACGUGGUCUCCCAAGGUACUAAAAGGUUACACUGGGCAUGUAUUGAGUUCCUACCCUUACUGCUGAUGAUUUUUAUUAGAUGGAUGAAAUCAGUUCUGCUCAGUGUACAAACAGCUGACAGUUUUAAAGCCAAUAUUCAAAAGUAAGUACUCUGUGGCAUGAAUAAGUGAAACUAUUUCAGGGAAAAAAGCCAUCAGAUCACUGCGAACUUAACAGCGAACGUGUUUUCACCACCUUUCAAGUGCUUAAGUUUGGAGUAAUGUGUUAGAGAUGGAGAGGGGAAAAAAAUGAAGGCGUAAGGCCUUUCAGUUUUGAACUAGAUAUGCCAAGGAACCUUUUGGUAGUGGGUAUGUGGUGGUUUUUCUUUUAUUUGUUUGUUUGUUUAUGUAUCAUCCAUCUUGAAAGAUUUCCUUUAGCUUUGACCUUGACUGUUGAAUUGCUGGUGAGUUGACUGCCUUGUUAUAGUCUUGUACCAAGUGCUUUCACAGUGCUCAGAAUGGGAUGGCC